Messenger RNA from Cicer arietinum (chickpea), 2091 nucleotides. Its product is annotated as putative transcription factor bHLH041. Lineage: Eukaryota; Viridiplantae; Streptophyta; Magnoliopsida; Fabales; Fabaceae. The record is from RefSeq and is a predicted model, not a curated record. Gene Ontology annotation, molecular function: protein dimerization activity.
UUCUUAGUGGGAUCACCCACUUCUUUAGUACUUUUCAAAUUCUUUCCUUUCACACAAAUUAUAAAUAUUUUGAUUUUUCAAUACCAAAAAUAUUUUUUAACUAGCUCUAUAGAGUUAUUUAAUUAGGACUACUACUAACAACAUGUUUCUUAAUUUUCUUCCAUUUCAUGGCAAUAAAUUCAAAUGAAAUAGUAAUAUAGAAACAUAACACAUAUAUAUACUCUGUCUCAUCAAAUAUAUAAUGCAAAAGCAUUAACAUAAAGUUUCAUUAACCUUAUGGAAGGUGUAUUUUCCCUUCCUAUAGCAAUCAGAACAGAUUUUAUCCAUUCUCUAAUGCAAUCUCUUGGAUGCUCUUACAUUUGUCUUUGGACAUAUGAUACCAUAUUCCCAAAUCGUUUGUCCUUCUUGGAUGGUACCUACAAUGUAAUAAACAAUCAACCAAGCUCUUCUUUAGGAAGUGUAGCACAACAUCUUUUUAAUCAAUACAAGAUCUUAUCAUUUGAUGUCAAUGAUGACCGUGUUCCUGGACUUGCUUUUCGGAAUCAAUGUCCUUACUUGGAGUUGCAACAAUUAGAACUUCUAACAUUGUCAUCAAAAGAAAUACAAACACAAUUUUAUCAGGAAGCAAGGAUUAAGAGUGCUGUUUUCAUGGGGUGCAACAAAGGAGAAAUUGAGCUGGGUUUCUUAGAUAUGUCUCAAGUUGAUAUUCAAACAGCACUUAGGGGUUUAUUUCCUGAAGAUUUUUCUAGACAACAACAACAACAAAUCGAUCAUCAAAAUAAUCCACUUUCAUCAUCUUCAUCUUCAAUGAGAUCACUAUCAACAGGUAGUCCUGAAUAUUCAUCACUAAUAUUCAACAACAUUAAUCCAGGAACAUCUUCACCUAGUUUUCCUGAAAAUACCCUUCCACCAAUGAGACCAAUUUCAAACACACCCCUUCAACUUCAACUUCAACUCCAACAUCAACAAUUGACUCAUCAAAUCACACAAACACAAUUCCCUACAACAACACAAAUUGAUCAUGAAACAAUUAUGAGAGCAAUUCACAAUGUUCUAACUUUACCUUCUCAUCAUCAAAAUGAACAAAAUAAUUGGCCUUAUGGAAUGCAUUUAGAAGCUAGUGGAUUUGGAAGAUAUAGAGGUGGUGAUAGAAGUCCUAAUAUAGGAUCAAAUUUUAGAAGACAAAGUUUGAUGAAGAGAUCAUUUGCAUUCUUUAGAAGUUUGAAUUUUAUAAGAUUGAGAGAAAGAAAUCAAGCAGCGACUCGUCCUUCUAAUAACCAACUUCAUCAUAUGAUUUCGGAGCGAAGAAGGCGCGAAAAGCUUAAUGAUAAUUUCCAUGCACUUAGGACUUUACUACCUCAAGGAACUAAGAAAGACAAAGCUUCCAUUCUUAUAACUGCAAAGGAGACAUUAAGGUCAUUGAUGGCUGAAAUAGAUAAAUUAAGCAAAAGAAAUAAGGAUUUAAUGUCACAAUUACAAGCCAAAGAAUUAUCAACUACAACAACUCAAGAAAUUACCAAAGCUAGCAAUUUCUCAUCAAAUGAAAGAUUAAAUGUGAGAGUAUUGCAUGUACCGGAAUCAAGCACAUCAUCAUUAGAAAAUCAACCUAUGGUGGACUUGCAAGUGAAUGUGAUGGGACAAAUUUCUCAAGUUGAUAUUUUGAUUAGAUUAUUGGAAUUCUUAAAACAAGUUCAACAUGUCAACUUGGUUUCAAUUGAUGCAACAAACACAAAUAAUGCACAAGUUAAUUCCAUUCAUCAAUUAACCUUCAGGCUAAUGAUUACUCAGGGAAGUGAAUGGGACGAGGGUGCCUUCCAGGAAGCAGUGAGAAGAGUAGUUGCUGACUUUAUACAAUAUGUGGACCAAAAUCUAUGAUCAACUCAAAUCACAUGUUGUUAUAAUUUUUUUUUGUCAAAUUGUUAUAUAAUCUUUACUUAUAUAUAUUAUGCACCAGUCAAAAAAAUUAUAUAUAUUAUGCGGCGGCAGCAAAUUAAUCGUUAAUGUUAUGUCUAAGCCAAUUCACUGCCCACCAUGUAUUACUUCUGAUUAAUUUUUUUGAUUAAGUGUGAUAUAUUUUUUUAUAUAAUUAAA